AUGGAUGGUGAAGAAAGUGCAGGGGACGUGAAAAUCUACCUAAAGGGCAGACCCAUUUAUCUGUAUGCCCCUACUACUGUGGAGGAAUCAAAUGCUGGUCCACCUUCUGAAAGUCUACAGCUGGAAUGGGUUUAUGGAUACCGUGGCAGAGACUGCCGCUCCAAUUUGUAUUACCUCCCCAGCGGGGAAAUCAUCUACUUCUCUGCAGCCGUCGUCAUCCUCCAAAACGUAGAGGAGAACGCCCAGAGACAUUAUAUAGGUCAUACUGAUGACGUCAAUUGCCUGGCCAUUCAUCCUGACCAGGUCCGAGUGGCCACUGGACAGGUGGCAGGACAUAACGAUGAAGAGGGCGAGCCCCACGUAAGGAUUUGGGAUACGUCGACCCUGGAGACCCUCCAUGUUCUUGGGAUAGGAGAUUUUGACAAGGCUGUUUGUUGUUUAUCCUUCUCUAAACUGGAUGGGGGUAAUCGUCUGGUUGUUGUUGAUGAAAACAACUAUCACAUCAUGUCUGUCUGGGAUUUAAGCCAGGAUAGCCCGGAAAAAAUAUGUGACACCAAGAGCUCAACGGAAGAAGUGCUGGCUGCAGAGUUCCAUCCCCUGGAAGAAAACAGCAUCAUUACCUGUGGUGGUAAAGGACAGAUGUCCUUCUGGACGUUAGAGGGAGACUCAUUCUCAGAGAAAAGCGGAAUAUUUGAUCCUUAUGAAAAACCAAAGUAUGUAUCAUGUCUGUCAUUUGCUGAAAAUGGAGACGUUCUUACUGGAGACUCAAAUGGAAACAUUUUCAUCUGGGCAAAAGGAGGCAAUACAAUAUCCCAAGCCAUUGAGGGAGUCCAUGAGGGAGGGAUUUUCUCUGUAUGUGUGAUGAAGGAUGGAACUGUGUUGUCUGGGGGAGGAAAAGACAGAAAGAUCAUACAAUACGACAGCUCCUAUACAAAGACAGGGGUAGAGACAGAGUUAGGGGAGAACUUUGGGGGUGUGAGGAUGCUGAAUGAGGGCAAUGAAGGGAUGAUUCUGGUGGGAACAACUAGGAACUGUAUACUACAGGGAACCCCUGAUCUACAACUCAAUCCCAUUGUCCAGGGUCACAUGGAUGAGCUAUGGGGAUUAGCCUCACAUCCUAGCCAACAUCAGUUCUUGACCUGUGGUUCUGACAAACAGGUCCACAUGUGGGACAGCACGAGUCGUUCAGUCGUCUGGUCUACAGAACUCUCAGAACCAGCCCACAGCUGCUGUUUUUACCCCGAUGGAAGUGUUGCUGCAAUAGGGAGUGGGACAGGAGAAUGGUUUGUUUUGGACAUUGAGACACAAGAGGUGGUCACUAGUAACACUGACGGCAAUGAACAGAUCGAGUGUGUCCUCUACUCACCAGAUGGCAAUUACCUUGCUCUUGGAUCCAGAGAUAAUCAUAUCUAUAUUUAUGAAGUGACAGAUGGUGGGAAAUCAUAUAGUGCUAUUGGAAAAUGUACUGGACACAGCAGCUUUGUGACACACCUAGACUGGUCGGCUGAUGGUGCCUACCUACGAAGCAACUCAGGAGACUACGAAAUUCUGUACUGGAUGAUGCCAAGCUGUGAACAAGAGAUUAACAUUUCUGCUAUCAGAGAUGUAGAAUGGGCUACUGGAUUCUGUACCCUAACAUUUAAUGCUGCAGGAGUGUGGCCAGAAGAUGCAGAUGGUACUGAUGUGAAUAAUGUCUGCAGAUCAAACAAUGGUCAAAUCCUGGCCAGUGCUGAUGACUUUGGAAAAGUGAAUCUUUACCACUACCCCUGUUCUCAGCCUAAGGCAGAUAAACAUGUGUAUAAAGGUCACAGCAGUCAUGUGACCAAUGUCAGCUUCCUGUUUGAUGAUUCCCGCUUACUCUCGACGGGUGGUAAAGAUAUGUCCAUCCUGCAGUGGCAGGUCGUACAGUAAAACA
Molecule: messenger RNA, 1915 nt
Organism: Saccostrea echinata
Lineage: Eukaryota; Metazoa; Mollusca; Bivalvia; Ostreida; Ostreidae
Product: echinoderm microtubule-associated protein-like 1
Exons: 18
Coding region: 1-1911 (636 amino acids)
Biological process (GO): microtubule cytoskeleton organization
Cellular component (GO): mitotic spindle
Molecular function (GO): microtubule binding
Source: RefSeq, a predicted model, not a curated record